This is a messenger RNA of Penicillium chermesinum, 765 nucleotides long. RefSeq lists its product as uncharacterized. Lineage: Eukaryota; Fungi; Ascomycota; Eurotiomycetes; Eurotiales; Aspergillaceae. Bases 1 to 765 code for a protein of 254 amino acids. The transcript is spliced from 3 exons. The record is from RefSeq and is a predicted model, not a curated record.
AUGGAGACUGUCAACCAAACCGUCCAUCAAGUGAUGAACGUCGCCUCCCAGGCGAUCUGGGGGGGCGAUACUGCCCAGAAAAAUGAUAACAAUGUAUCCCACGGCGAAGAACCUAUUUCUGGCGUGCAAGGAAAGGGCCUCGUGAAUGAUCCUUAUGACGCUGGAAAUCGCGAUGAACAACCCGAGGCCCCUUCCACCGACGCAAACACAGCCCCUCAAGAACCCAAUCUCUCCGGCGACUCUCUCAACAAAGCCAAUGGCACCCGCGAACGCGCCACCAACGGCCUCAAAACCGACAAUGUCAUCGCCGUCCCCUCACCCUCCGAACAGCGCAACCAAGAGGGCUCCUCCACCGGCUCACAAAGCCAGACCAGCAAUCCCGCCCCAACAGCGACUUCAUCCAGCGCUGCCCCUACCCCAACAGCCGCCGCCAGCUCCUCGAACGCCAGGCCCGCCAACCCUAACUCGCAAGUAAGCCAAGAGGCGCUGAGGGGCCCGCAAGGCCCGGCAAAGUACUCCGCAGAGCAGUUCGAGCGAGACGAGAAACUAGCCCAGCAACAGAAGCGGUCGAAGCUAAAGAAGGAGGAAGAGGGUUCGGCACCGGCUCGGAGCGAGCGGAGUGAUUCGGGGGGCAACUCAUCCAAGAACUCGUCGAAGAGCAGUGAUGGGAACGGAAAGACGAGCCCGAUGGCGAAGGUGAAGCAGACUCUGAAUAAGGUUACGCACCGCAGAGGGAACAGCCAGAAGUCCACUUCGAGCGAGUAG